This is a messenger RNA of Neospora caninum, 5343 nucleotides long. Its product is annotated as Kynurenine 3-monooxygenase and related flavoprotein monooxygenases (ISS), related. Lineage: Eukaryota; Apicomplexa; Conoidasida; Eucoccidiorida; Sarcocystidae. Bases 1 to 5343 code for a protein of 1780 amino acids. The record is from RefSeq and is a predicted model, not a curated record. The transcript has 10 exons.
AUGCAUCUCGCAAAGAUUCGGCUGCCUCCUCCUCGCCCCGACAGGGGAACGUCGGGAGUGCGGGCAGUCCCCCUCUCGCGCUGCCGCUCUUCCUCGCAAAGAUGUCCUUCGUCACCUCAGUCUUCUCUUUGUGCUUCUUCACCUCAGUCUUCUCUGUGUGCUUCUUCUCCCCAGCUUCCUGUUCCUCUGUCUUCUUUCGCUGCUUCUCGUGUGCCUUCUGCCCCUCUCACGUUUUCUCCGUCGGCUACAACGUCACUUUUUUUCUGUCCUUCACAACAAAAACCAUCGACGGACGCCUUGCCCUCUUCUCUCUCUUCUUCUCUGUCUUCUUCUCUCUCUUCUUCUCUCUCUUGCUCUUUGUCUUUUUCUUUGUGUUGUCCGUAUUCUCGCCUUCCACGCCGUUUGCUCCGAUUCUCUUCCUCCCUUUCGUCUUCCUCAUCUCCUCAUCCGGUUUCUGUGCUUGAGGAAGAUGCCCUAGAGAGGGCGUCGAGCCGUUUCGAGGAGUCUUUUGAAGAAGUAGACGUUGGCCACGACGAGUACGGCGCCUUGUCGGAUUCUCCCUCCUCGUUUGUCUUUCGCGUGAAGCCGGGGACCUCGGCAAAAAGCGCGAGCGGCAACGCCCGAAUCAGUUUCUCACUCCUUGUUGUCUCGUCGCACGGUUCCUCUCAUGCGCGUGGCGUGUGCAGGCGAGCGGCAGGCUACUUCCUGCCUGCCGAGUCUUCAGAUCCGCUCGCGCCUUCGCUCUCGAAGGGCCUCGGGAGUUCGCCUCCUCCGCGGAAGAAACGCCCGUCGCGCUUUUCUCUCGCAGACCUCACGGUCGAUCAAGGACCGUACCAGAAGUCGUUGUGGGCGGAGCUGAAGGAGAAGGAAGAGGACCGGCAGCGGAACCGAGAAAUUCGGAAGGCGCGGGAGACCGCGCGCGUCUUGGGGCUUGGCGCCUCCGCGGCGCUCGCGCGGGAUCGCGGGCUCGAAGACGCGGAGGGCCUGAGGUCGAUGCGCGAAAGUGAAGAAGCCGCGAGAAGAAAGCGCGAGAAGGACGAGAAGAAGCAGAGCUACAGAGGAAUCAAGGAAGGGGACGCACGCGGAGACAGAGACGAGGCGCACGAAGCCGGAGCGGAACGAGGGGGGGAGGUGGAUGGCGCGCGCCGGGGCUCCAGACGAACAACGAGCAAUGUCUUGGACGUCGAGACUUCCUUUUCCCACGAAACGGUAAAACUCCUCAGAAACCAAGACGACGAGCGGCGCCUGAUGAGCAUCAUGAAGGAAGACGCGACAGCCGCUGCGAAAGCAUGCAGAGGAGACGCCAGAGACCAGUUUCGAUGGCUCGCGGAGCUCGAAGAACGCGACGGCGUGCGAGGCGGGAUCCAGGCCCUAGAAUCGGGGAGACGCGAAGAAGAGACAGCGGAUGGAGAAGAGAGGGAUGCGAGAGACGCGGACGAAGAUUCAGAGACGACGCAGCCGCGGGCGGAGGUCCGGCCGGUGGGGAGACGGCAACGCCGGAGAGGAGGCAGGCCGACGGAAGAGACAGGAGACAGCUCUGGGCGCGUCCUCGCCACUGAAAGCCAGUCCAGGCCUGUCGGGAAACAGCGGGAGAGGGCUGAAGACGAGCGAGCGAAAGACAUGCCGGAGCUGUCGAUUGGCAUCGGCCCCCGUGGCGACUCUCUCUCUUCACCCUACCAUCGCCCCUCUUCUUCUCCGCUUCGUCGGGAGCGUGCGUUGCGGGAGGGGGAGGAGAUCGACGCCUUCAGUCCGGUUCGCAUGGUUGAGGAGAUGACGAAAGUGAAGAAGGAGAUGUGGGCGGAGCUUUCUCCGCAGCAGCUGCAGACGCAGUUGGCGAUUGUGCGUGCGCGGUCGGUUGGUCAGAUUCUCCUGGCUCUCGAGAGCGCUGCUCAACAGACUCCCGAGCCUCCUGUCUCCGUCGCCUCAGGCGAAGACCAGCUGCUGAUUGACGAUCUCUCUUCUCCCUCGCCGUCGAUCUCCCCCGCUGUCUCCGUGUCGCUCGCGUCUGCGGCUUCGCUGUCUCCACAAGACCGCACCCCGUCUCUUCCUGUCUCCUUCUCGGCGGCGCUCGCGCCCUCGCCUCCGCCCUCCGCUUCCGGGUCCUCCGAGCCUUCUGUCUCCUCUGCCUUCGUCUCGACGCCUCACCCGGUGACCCUCGUCACAGCUUUCCACAAGUUGGGGCGGCUGGCGAGCCCCGCCCAGGCCCUAUCGGUGAAGAAGGACGAGCGUUUUCUCGCGCUUUGUGAGGCGACGGCAGCCGCGCUUCCCCACGUCUCCGUCGGCGGGAAGUGUCUCCUUUUGUGGGGUCUGAUUCGACUCGAGCACGCCCCCCGCUGGCUCCCGCAGCUCCUCCGACUCUGCGCCGCGGACGUGCCCCACAUGAGCGUCAAGCAAGUCGCCUGUUCGCUUUUCUGCGUCAGCAAACUCCCGUUUCCGGUCCGCGAAGGCGUCGCGCUGCAAGCGGCCCUCAUCCAGGCCCUCAAGGAAGGGCCCUACUUGACGCAGUGUCUCCCCAGCAGUCGGCCGUGGGUUCACGACGCUCUCGCCGCGCCAGAGGACGCAGCCGAGUCGCCCGCCGACCCAACGCGUCCCGCUCAAGAAGACGAAGAGGGGUUUGCCUCGCGCGUCGCGUGUCCGGGGACACUCGCAUGCAUCUGCAGCUCGCUGGCGCGCCUCAGAGUGAAGGACCAGGCGCUGUUUGUGCAGCUCGGCAACGCGGUGCGCCGCGCCGUCCCGGCGAUGUCCGGCGGCGAACUGGCGUUGGUGGGCUGGUCCUACGGCACUGUCGGGUUCGUCGAUCGGGGCCUUUUUCAAGACUUGAAACGCGAGCUCGAGACGCGCAUCGACGGCUGCGCGGCCCGAGAGAUCGUCACUCUCGCCUGGGCCUUUGCGCGCGCAGGCGAAACCGACCAAGAUUUCUUCCGCCUCACCAUCGCCCCCGCCGUACGCGCCUUCAUCGGGGACUUGCGGGCCAAAGACCUCAGUCUCCUCGCCUGGGCGUAUGGCGAAGUCGGCGCGGUCGACCAGGACUUCUUUGCGGAUCUGCACUACGCGAUGUUGCCGAAAGUGAAGCACUUCACGCCGCAUGACAUCAUGUUGGUGGUGCCGACCUUUGCACAGCUCGGGUUCGGCAGUCGGGAACUCUUGCGGGCGCUACAAAAGCAGACGGCGAAGCUCCUGCCGACCUUCUCGCCGCUCCAGCUGUCGCGGACGCUCUACGGCUUCGGCUUGGCCGCGACGCUCGUCUCGGAUGCGCGCUUCUUCGGGGAGUGCGCAGAUCUCGUCCAGAAACGCCUGCACACCUUCUACCCUCAGAACCUGGUUCACAUCCUCGUGGGGUUGUCCGAAGCCGAAUACCUGUCGCACCCCGUGGUCCCCCAACUCCUGGAUAGGAGCGCAAACGUCACGCCCGAACUGUUUGCAGAAGACUGCGUACAGCUCCUCUACAUCCUCGCCAAGCUGCCUCCAGAGCGCAGAGGGCCUGCCGCCCUCACGCCCCUCCUCCUGCAGCAGCUGAAGAACAAGGUGCGCGUCUUCUGGUCCCUAGACAGCCCGGCAGUCUGCGACCUUCUCGAAGCCGUCCACGCGCUUGGCGUGGCGGACGAACAACUCCUCCAUAUGACCAUGCGGCGGCUCGGACACCUGAUUGAAGCCUCGUCGAUCCGCGAGUUCCUCCGAACCUUCGGCUGCCUCGCCUCCCUCUCCUCAGCGAACCGACUGCUCCUCAGAACCCACAUACACCGCAGACAGAAAGUCCAAAAGGCGAUCAGCAACAAGCUCGCGAUGCUUGCCCGACACGCCGAAGGACGGGAGGGGGAAGGCGGCGCGCUCGGGGGAGCGACCGGGGAGACGGGCGCAAGAGCGAAGAAAGAUACCCAGUCCAGAAUCGUCAUCCUGCACGCGUGCGCGAAACUCGGGUUCCACGAUGAAAAUGUGGCACGAAUCCUGGACGACGUUCAGCAAGUCGUUGCAGCCGAAGGCCAGCUUCUCUCUCUGCCGGCUUUUGGCCACCUCGUCUGGGCUUUAGCAGAGACGAACGCAAAGAUCAGCUGGACGCGGGCGAUGCUGCGCUACGCUCUGCAUCGGCGCUACAGCGGUUCCGCAACGUCCGUGCUCCAGAUGGUCUCCGAGCGAGAAGCGUAUGCGAGACAGCACGGCCUGGACGGCUACGUCGGCGGCGAGUUGUUCCCCUCGGCAUGGGGGAGUCACGGAGGCGAGCGCGACGAGCGCGAAGACGAUGCAGAGGGCGAAGCAGACGCCGAGAGAGCCGAAGCGGAGAGGCGCGAAAAAGAUCUAGGCCAAGCUCUCCUGAAACUCGCGUUCGCUGCAGUCGUCUUGGGAGAAGAAGAAUUCCUCGUUCCUCUCCUAGAGGAAAUCGUCGAGCGCCUGCGAGGGGACCUCCCAGACGAAAUCCUGCAUGCGCAGCAAGUCUGCCUACACCUCCGCGAGUUCGCGGUGCCGCCGCCUCGCCUGUCUCCUGCCCUCGAGGACUGGAUGGAGACUGUCCUCGCCACGCCGCGAUACGACGUUUUCUUUGAGUCACCGCAAAAGUUCCGCCUCCUUGACCAAAAGCUCAGGGUCCGGGACUUCAACUACGACAAAUGGAUCGCCGAUCCCUUGAUCGAGAUGCGCAUCCCACACAAAAGCACGUUUGUCGUUUCAAACAUCUACCGCGUCAGUGCAGCCUUCCCGCUCGAGAGCCACCUCAUUGACGUCUUGACCUUUCAGGAUCUCCUUUGUCCCUCGAAUUGCCCCACCGGCACAGCUGAGUUACGGCAACGUCAGCUUUCGCUUCUCGGAUGGACAGUCCAUUCCGUGCAUUUGCGUUCUCUCUACAAUGCGCUGGCGGACCACAACCUUCGCUACUUGGUUGCGAGCAUUGCGUCGAGCUUCAGUGAGGAGGCGCGACAGUGGGUAACAUUUAGGGGAGGGCCGUCGCUAGACGGAGAGCGAAAGGGAGGCACGGAAGCGGACGAAGAAGGGAAACGGGUAUGGCAACGAGACGCGGCAGGGAACGGGCUGCAGCCCAACGACCGACUCCGAGACGAUGAGGCGGGGCAUCCCCAGAGCACCGAAUCGGAGUCUCCCUCAGAAGUCUUCGAUUUAGUCGACGACGAGGCAUGCACCGGCGGGCGCAGUGGACUGCGGGAUCCCUGGGGAGGCGUGAAGGCGUUGGGAGACCGUCGGGCUGUCGCGAAAGGAAUGCGGACAGCCGUGAGCCGUCGGGAAGUGAAGGACUUGGACAAAAAUCAAGACGGCUCCCGUCAAAAUGGGUCAGCAUCGAGCGAGGACGGGAGCGACGCACUGGAAGAGGCGUAUCAGCACGUCGUUUCUAAAGCGUAG